Messenger RNA from Mesorhabditis spiculigera, 486 nucleotides. Lineage: Eukaryota; Metazoa; Nematoda; Chromadorea; Rhabditida; Rhabditidae. The record is from the annotation of a GenBank genome assembly.
AUGCCGGAAAGUGACAGCGACGUAGAAGUGAUUGCUGGCUCGUCGUCAAGCCCCGGGUCUGCAUCAGACGUCAUGGCCCGCAAGUCACAGCCCCCGUUUCAGCAGAAGAAGCCCCAAAGCCGCGCGUCAUCUACGAGUACAUUGUCAGAUGCUAUCAGGGACGUCGUCAAUGUUUCGCUGGGGAUUCUUCACCUGCAAAAGCCCGCCCAUCGAGUCGACGACUCGUUUUGGACCUUACGGCGUUCGCUCGGCCGGCUAGAAUUUGUCGUGCUUCAUGAGCUCUCCUUCGAUACGUACAUGACACAUCCACAUCAGCUCUUGGCAACGUUCUGCCUUGACUUACUCGCCUCCUGGAUGCCGGAGGAGUUUGAAAAGUUCGACAUCCGAGAACAAGCGUUCGCCAUUCUCCGUGACUGCCACAUCGUUCCCGAGUUUGUGCUCGACGCCGCUACGGGAGUCUGGCGCUUGUGGCGCUCUCGCUCGUGC